Penicillium soppii is the source of this 1665-nucleotide messenger RNA. RefSeq lists its product as uncharacterized. NCBI's taxonomy places the organism in Eukaryota, Fungi, Ascomycota, Eurotiomycetes, Eurotiales, Aspergillaceae. The transcript has 4 exons. Gene Ontology annotation, biological process: amino acid transmembrane transport. Gene Ontology annotation, cellular component: membrane. Bases 1 to 1665 code for a protein of 554 amino acids. Gene Ontology annotation, molecular function: amino acid transmembrane transporter activity. The record is from RefSeq and is a predicted model, not a curated record.
AUGACGGCCAUGGACUCGGACAUUGAGAAAAAGGCCGCUUUGGCCGUAGAACCGGCUGAGAGCCUACCUUCGGCCCACGAUGAUCUGGCAGUUGGCGAGAUCACACAUACCAACCCACUGAAGAGGAAUUUGAAGAAUCGUCAUAUGCAGAUGAUCGCUGUUGGUGGUGCCAUUGGAGCCGGUCUCUUUGUCAGUACAGGAUCCGCCCUUCGAACGGGUGGACCUGGAGCAUUGUUACUCUGUUACUUGAUUGUCGGAGGAAUGCUUCUUCUCACCGUCCAAGCACUCGGAGAGUUGGCCGUUCUAUAUCCUGUCAAUGGUGCUUUCUUCACGUACUGUGUUCGCUUCAUUAGUCCCGCAUGGGGGUUUGCUGUCGGAUGGGACUAUGCUAUCGGUUGGCUUAUCAUACUUCCUUUCGAGCUUACAGCUGCGAGUAUAACUAUUCAAUACUGGAGAGAUGAUCUAAACGCUGGCAUAUGGAUCGCUGUGUUCCUGGUGGUGCUGGCUGCAAUUCAGUUCUUUGGUGUCAAGGGAUAUGGAGAAGUUGAAUUCGUUCUGGGAAUGAUCAAAGUCAUUGCUGUGAUUGGGUUCAUUAUCCUCGCGAUUGUCAUUGACGUGGGCGGUGCUCCCCAUGGCGGCUAUAUUGGAGCCAAAUACUGGCACGAUCCAGGGGCCUUUACCGAUUUCAAGGGAUUUUGUUCAGUGUUCGUCACGGCAGCCUUCGCGUUUGGUGGCACAGAAAUGGCUGGUCUUGCUGCCGCGGAGGCGGCAAACCCUGCCAAAUCCAUCCCCAAAGCAACGAAGCAGGUUUUCUGGCGUAUCAUGAUCUUCUACGUUCUAGGAACCUUCAUGGUUGGUUUAAUCGUCCCCUCCAACGCAGAAUGGCUUCUCGGUGCAUCAGGCGCCAACACCAAGGCUUCACCAUUUGUCGUUUCAAUCAAGAAUGCCGGAAUUUCGGGACUGCCGUCGGUCAUGAACGCUAUCAUUACCAUAUCAGUGAUCAGUGUUGCCAACUCUGCGACCUAUGGUUCCAGCCGCACUAUUCAGGCCCUCGCCUCACGCGGAAUGGCCCCAAAGUUCAUGGCAUACAUUGACAAGGAAGGACGCCCUCUCUACUGUGUUCUCAUGCAGAUCGCUUUCGGUUUCCUGGCAUUCAUAAACGAGGCGUCAUCAGGGAGCACCAUCUUCAACUGGCUUCUUGCCUUAUCAGGUAUCUCCGACUUCUUCAUUUGGGGAAGCAUUUGUCUUGCCCACAUCCGCUUCCGCUCUGCAUGGAAGCAUAACGGACACACGGUGAAGGAGCUGGCCUACUCUGCUCCAUUGGGUGUCAUUGGAAGUUAUAUCGGUCUAGGGCUAAACGUCUUGUGUUUAAUUGCUGAGUUCUAUGUCUCGAUCGCUCCCAAAGAUGCAGAGAACUUCUUUGAGAGCUAUCUCGCGGCCCCCCUCGUUAUUUUGCUUUUCGUAAUUUGGAUGGUCUACAGCAAAAUGAGCAAGAACCCAAAUCUUGAUCGCGGGGCUUGGUUUGUUCCAGUUGAGAAGAUGGAUGUCUUGAUGCAUAUUCGUGACGGUGCUCUUGAUGUUGAUCUUCCUCCCAGAGUCGAGUACCCAACAUGGGGAGCAUGGUUCAAAGCCGCUCCUAUGCGGAUUGUACGCUCCAUAUUUUGA